CCACAUUUGCUUUUGCUUUCAAUGAUUCUCAAUGGUCUGGGACGGAGCAGAAACGCCAUACCGUAGUUCAAUCUCUCCAGAUAUAGGUGGAAGUUUGUGUCACCAUAACCGUACUUCCCUUCGCUCUGAACGCCCAGCAGUGCCUAAAACCACGAUGCGGUUGUUUCUGUUCUUCGCCUUUAUGAUCUACGCAGGAAAGCGUGCACAUGGCUGUGAAAUUAAGUUCACUCCCCCGAUGGUUUAUGUGGUAUUUGGAGGUUCUACGUCAGCCAACUGCAGGACAACAUGCAACAAUACGGACGGGAUUGGCUGGGAGUCUUCAUUUGGAGGAACUGGUCUUAUGGAGGGACUCUCCACUUUAGAUGUGAACCUUGUCAAGGUUAACGACUGGAAUACUGAACCAAAAUGUUAUACUAUCUAUUCUGAUGGUACCCAGGAUAUUUUAGUGCUACCAAUUACUAUUUACAAAAUGCCAAAGAAGGUAUUUAUGCCAAAGCCUCCGACUCUGAUGGUCGAUAGUAAAUAUCAUCUCUUACAGUGCUCAGUUUUUGAUGUUGCACCAGUAAACAGGCUUGUCAUAUCCUGGCACAAAGGAGAUGAAAUGGUCCAUGAGCAGAAGUUUGAAGGUACCGAUCGACGUCCAGUCAAUAAGUCUGUUGAAGCAACAGUAGACAUUGUUGCAGAGGAUAACGGAAAGAAGGUCUGGUGUGAAGCAAAGCUAGACUUACCAGCAGAACAAAGUCCUCAGCCGAUGCGAUCAGAGUUGCAUGAAUUAACAGUUUACUAUCCACCAACUUUCACUGAGCCUAAAAAUGAGACCCUGGAAAAUGUUGUUGGUACAAAAAUAUCUUUGAACUGCACGGCUACAGGAAACCCUACUCCAGUUUACAAGUGGAACUCUGCAGACUCUACACUAAAGGGGAUGCAGGGGCAAAAUGCUACUGGGUCGAUUUUUACUUUGGAAUUUAGGACUCCAGUAGUCUACAAAUGUGUAGCCUCUAAUGCUGCUGGUGAAAGAACCAAAUAUUUCCAUCUCGACAAACCUGAAGGGAAUUAUACCACCAUGGCAGUCCUGUUGGGAGUAUUUCUGACUCUGGGAGCUGUGAUCAUCAUCAUUGGUGCCAUUUUUGUGACAAGAAAUGGAUUGUGUACUAUCCCAAGAAAUAUCUAUUAACCUCCUCCCUCCAGUUCAAAAGAAAUCUGACUUUUGCAUAAUUUAAUGUUGGAUGACUUUACUGUAAGAUUUUGUCCUUGGUGAAACAUUAGUUCAUUUUAGAACUGAGUGCUUUUAUUUUUGGUGCAUGUUCAGGGUCUGUUUGUACAUGCUUGGCUCUGUAGUUUUAGAAAUGCUGAAUUUGUCUUCUGCUUUUAAGAUUGCCAAGUUAUUAUGACUGUAGAAACAAACUUCCUUUUCUGGUUGCACUAAGGGUUUAACUGUGUUUCUUAACUUUAAUAAAGCUCCACAAUCACAAGCUUAGUACAGAAUUGUGGCAAACUUACUUCAGGAAAUUAUGGACAUUCAAAGUCUUCUCUGGGAUCAGUUUUUCUUUUCAAUUAACCCAUUUGUAUUUCAGGUUGCAAUAGCCAUAUUGUGUUAAAGUGUUACUUUGGCUUUUUGUGUUGCAUUACUGCCCAUUUGACACAAGACUGGUUCUCAGAUGCAUGUUGUCAUGUUCGCUGGUAUAAAAAGGUGUUGCAUGCUUCCAACACUGAGCCAAAGCUAAAAGCACAGUACUUUUUUCAUCUCCCAAAAGUCAAACACCUUCUAUUACUAUUAAAAUGUUAGCUUUUAUGAAAAUAUUCUGUGAAGAUUGUAAAGUGGUAAAGUGCUCUAAGUUGAAGCUCCAGCAUCGAGGAAGUUGCUAUUUCGAGGAAAUACUGAGGAAACAAGUUUACCCAUCAUGAUGUCGCAAGCUGAAAUGUCUCAACCUGCUAAUAAAGUUUUCUCAACUUUUCAAGUGUUGGUGGAAUUUUCACCUCACCAGGUCUUUAUCCCUUUUCAUGCACCUUGCAGUUUCACUAGAAACUUUAGUAUCUAUAAUUCUCCAGCCCAAUUUUCUGAACACGUUAAAGCACAAUUUGGAACAUAUAGUAUCUUUCACUCAUCUGCAACAACCUCUUUUGGACCAGCUCUGGGUAACUUCUUCCUUUAGCUUAUCAUAUUGACUGUCCUACAUUUUUUGCUAAUUAAUUGACUUAAAUGUCAAUUAAUGAAUGUGUGGCUUUUUGAGUUUCUGUGAGGCUGCCGUUCACGGCAUAGGCACUUCCCCUUUUUUGUUUUUGUUCAAAUACAUUAUAACAUUGUUACUUGAAGUUUGCUUGCUUGUUGUGCUGUUAAAAGCAAUUGUUUGCACUUUUCAAAGACCAUUUUUAAUGAACAUGCAACAAUAUGUUACGAUUUCAUCCCUAUCACAAGCACAGAGGUUGUUUUUUUUAACUCAAGCCCUGACUAAAAGAUGGUUUGAAAAUGGAUAAAGCAAGCUAAGAUUAACUUUUUAAUAUGACUUUCACAAAGCCCCAUCCUCAAUUCUGUAAAAAAUAUCUAGCCUAUGCUGUAAAACCAUCUCUGGGAAACAACCAGAUUAAAUUAUCUUCACCCGCUGAGAAGAGUGCAAAAUUUGUAGAAGGAACCUGAUUGGUUCAAAAUGUGUGUGGCUGAGGUGCAGCUUAGUUUUUUUUUUGUUUGUUGUUUUUCUCUUCUUUUUUUUCCAGCUCCAACCAAACCAACUGUCUUCUCUUUGAUUUGGACAUGAUUGUGGUUGUUAAUCUAUGAUUUCAGACUCAUUUUAGAGCGAAACUUGUGUAACCUUUCAUCAAAAAUCUGAGAAUUUCCAAGUUGGAUGUUUAUUGUAUUAUAUUUUAGCCUUGACUUGUUAAAUUUAUGUAUUUUCAUUUAAGUGUAGUGGGUCAAAUUUAAGGAUUUCUUCUUUGUUUUUAUUUGUAAAUUUUGUUUGGACGCUAUCUAACAAAUCUCCAGUAAUGUUACUCAGCACAACUCCAUGCAGUGUAAUUGUUUUUAUUCAUUUUUGGAACAUGUACAAAUUGUGAGGUUCUGCGAUUUACGUUUUUCAUUUUGAUGUUUGCUGUGUUGCGCCUUGAUAAUAUUUUGCACUGAGUAAACCUGCAAACCAUGCAAUAUCCUAUUAUAUACUAACAUGUUUUAUUAUGAAACAACAAACCGAUAAAAGAAAAAUAUUUUUUUGUGAAAUCUAAGUUACGGUAAUUAAAACAGUUUGGUUUUUAUCAGUGUUCUUUUACAUCAACUAAAUUAAAAGGUUGAAAUAUUUUGUCGUCACUUGUGAAUAGCUUCAAGUAGAACAGAUUCAACAAAUGUUUCCUUUCUCCACUUUGUCAGUCCUUACCUCGCUCUAUCUGCCUUAUAUAAUUAAGCACUGAGUCAAAUGUCAGGAUAACAUAGAGGGGUUUGUGUAGUUCUGUUUUCAACUGGUACAAUAAAGCUUUUCUAUUAUCAUUACUAUUGUCUUAAAACUGACUUAUUUUUCUUCUGUCAUUUCCAACAGACUUAGCUGAAAAAGGGAGUCAAUUGUUUUUGUAUUUUCUGUGUUGCUAUAACAACCUGCCAAGUGGGCUUCCCCACUGAUGGAGUUCAAAGAUAAAAGCUUUACUAUCAGAAUAUUUAUCCUGCGAACUUGUUGGGGCAUAUUUAAAGCUAUGAGUAAUGUGAGAAUACACACAAGUAGUCUGCAGGCGUCCAAAUUGCGGCGCGGGGCCCAUUAGAGGCACUCUGUAUGAUUUUAUGUGCCGCUCAACCAUAGUUCAAGAAUGACAUAACUUUAGUUUGCAAAAUCAUUUGAUUGGUGCAGAUACAAAUGUGUCGGGGUACAAUUCUCACUGAUUAGGAUAUUCUACAGUUUUUUGUUGAUGUAAACAUUAAAAUAAAUGUGUUUUCACAAUUUUUGCAAAAAUAAAUAAAUAAAUAAAAUUUUGUGGCUCUUCAAAAUACUUCCAAUUUAACAUUCUGGCCCUUUCAGUUAUACAAAUAAAAAUGAGGUGUGAUGGAAAUGUUGAUACUAUAGCUUUAUUGUACCAUUUGUUUCCUGUUAUAUCUGCUGUGUUUUUGUACUCCUGCAAAAUGUGUUUUUCUGUUAAAGAAGUUUCCAGACUUCAGGCGCAGGCGCUUCUGAAGCUGUGACAACAUAAGAGAACUGAAAUAUCCUGUGCAAAAUACAUGUCCUUGCAGUUGCCAUAUAUGGAAUGCAUUUCCUGUACUUGCCUGUGCUGUUGAAUUAUCACUGUGAAGACACAUCUAUGCUCUGAAGAGAAUAAAUAUUUAAGGUCUGGAAGCUCUCGUUGGAGGAAGCCUGCUAAGAACAGCUAAGUCUGACACUCUUCUCCCCUUUUGCAAAAGACAAGCAUUUGUGUCCUUCUGAUCUUUUCAAAGUUCAUUUGAAGAAUAAACCUAACGAGGUGUCCCUCCAGUGUCCGGGCCUUGGGAGGGAAGACGUCUCUAAUCUUCAUCCACAGCGGCUCAUCGUCUCUGACGGCUGUUACCAGCGCCAGAUCUUCUACCGGGGUCUGAGCGCCAAUGAUUAUUAUUUGUCCAAUAAACUAUCAAAUAGC
This is a messenger RNA of Xiphophorus hellerii (green swordtail), 4581 nucleotides long. RefSeq names its product intercellular adhesion molecule 3. The transcript is spliced from 5 exons. Lineage: Eukaryota; Metazoa; Chordata; Actinopteri; Cyprinodontiformes; Poeciliidae. The record is from RefSeq and is a predicted model, not a curated record. Gene Ontology annotation, molecular function: integrin binding. Bases 32 to 1174 code for a protein of 380 amino acids. Gene Ontology annotation, biological process: cell adhesion.